Molecule: messenger RNA, 783 nt
Organism: Penicillium macrosclerotiorum
Lineage: Eukaryota; Fungi; Ascomycota; Eurotiomycetes; Eurotiales; Aspergillaceae
Product: oxidoreductase, short-chain dehydrogenase/reductase family
Exons: 4
Coding region: 1-783 (260 amino acids)
Molecular function (GO): oxidoreductase activity
Source: RefSeq, a predicted model, not a curated record
AUGGUAUUCCCCUACAAGCAUGUCCUCCUCGUCGGUGCCACUGCUGGCAUCGGCCGGGCGAUGGCCGACCGGUUCGUCGAAACUGGAGUCAAAGUUACUGCUGUUGGACGUCGACAAGAGCGCUUAGACGAAUUUGUGAGCAAGUACGGUGUACAAACCGCCAGCGCGGUGGCGUUCGAUAUUUCGGAAACCGCAAAGAUUCCAGCCUUUGUCAACAGUGUAAUGGAAUCAUAUCCCAGUAUCGACUGUGUCUUUCUAAAUGCAGGUACCCAGAGUGCCUUCGACCUGAGCGAUCCCGCACGCUUCGACCUUGAAACUUUUAACAACGAGGUCCAUAUCAACUUUACCAGCCUGGUUGCUCUUGUUCAUGCAUUUACUCCCGUUUUCACGAAGAGGACAUCGCCUGCUAGCUUCAUCUUCACCGGCUCGAACAUUGCCAUCGUCCCGGCAGCGACUCUCCCAGCGUACUGCGCUUCCAAGGCAGCUCUCAACGUAUUCACCCUCUGUCUCCGCGAAAACUUGCAAAACACCAACGUCAAAGUGAUUGAGAUCUCGCCACCACCAGUUCAAACUGAGCUCCAUGACUAUAUGGGCGAGGAGACGGGCCGGUCACUAGGCAUGCCCCUGGAAGAAUUCACUGACCAGGCAUUCUCAGGUUUGGCUGUGGGGAAAGAUCAAGUCAUUAUUGGAUCAGUUGGACCUGUGGAGACUUUCAACGAGAUUGUUGAUAAGCGGCGGGAGGCUUUUUCGAACUUAGCGAAGCUUAUGCGCUCGUCUCACUAA